GCAGAUUGUUCCUGGCGGAACCAGCGGUCCGAGUCGUUUCAACGAGCUUUUAGAAGCUUUAAAAAAUGAAUAUGAAAGUCUUAGUCAGGAGGCUAUGACUUAUAAAAUACAGCGCGAAGAAUUUGAACAUAAAGUUCAACAACAAUCCGAGGAGGUUGCCCUUAUUCGUCAGGGUUUAUAUGAAUUACAAGCUACACAUAAAGGCAUAAAGCAACAUGGUAAUGGCGCCCCUGGUCUUGCUGCUCCUCCUCAAAUGUCCAUGGAUCCUUCACAACAACCAACAAAUCAACCUGGCCACCCGGGAAACUAUCCUGGUCCUAGUGGUCCUCCUCAGAGUGUCCCACAAGCUGGAGGUAGUUCUGCUCAUUCUCCAUAUCUUAAUGGUGGUGGCGGUCCUCCAGGUACUCUAUCACAACCUCAUACUCCUAAACGACCUCGAAUAGAGGAUGGCGUUUCAUCUGCCGGUCCUCAAAAUCCUCUCGGCAUGACCCCUAGCUCUCAACAAUCUCAACCUUUGUACGGUAAUAAUAGUAUCCCUCCGCCUCAAUCUGGCCAAGGUCAACCCAUAUCUCAAGGUUAUAUUCCUCCUGUUGGUCCAAGUAGUAAACCUGGUAACAAAAUUUCAAAGCCUGUAACUUUAAUACCACAGAUUCCUCAAAAUAUUGGUGGUCCUGAUCAACAAUCCUCUGGUGUCCCUACCAAUGGUAAUACACAAGCGGUUUCCUCAAAUAAUAAACGAAAGAAUAAUCAAAAUAUGGGUGCUCAACUACCAGGAACUCGUGCUCCAAUAAAGCAAGGUUCGCUUAGUGGUAGUAAUCAAACGUUAGGUGAUAUGGAUCCUGAUACUGUACCCGCUCAACUAAAAAAAGAAGGUGGUGAUUGGUUUGCAAU
Molecule: messenger RNA, 891 nt
Organism: Racocetra persica
Lineage: Eukaryota; Fungi; Glomeromycota; Glomeromycetes; Diversisporales; Gigasporaceae
Source: the annotation of a GenBank genome assembly